Acyrthosiphon pisum (pea aphid) is the source of this 694-nucleotide messenger RNA. RefSeq names its product replication protein A 32 kDa subunit-B. Gene Ontology annotation, biological process: DNA replication; nucleotide-excision repair; double-strand break repair via homologous recombination. Lineage: Eukaryota; Metazoa; Arthropoda; Insecta; Hemiptera; Aphididae. Gene Ontology annotation, molecular function: single-stranded DNA binding. The record is from RefSeq and is a predicted model, not a curated record. Gene Ontology annotation, cellular component: DNA replication factor A complex; site of double-strand break; chromosome, telomeric region.
GUUGAAACACAAGCAUUAAAGAAUAUGUUUACAAUUGAAGACAAUACUGGUCGUUUGUUGUGCAUUCAAUGGGGAGACGAGAACGAAUUGUCAAGAUAUCCAAAGUUGAUUGAAAACGCUUAUUUUAAAGUAGUUGGUAGUAAGAGAAUGCAAAAUGACAAAGUUACUUUGCUUUGUCAUAGUGUCAGACCUUUAGAAACUCUAAAUGAAUUAACACAUCAUUUAUUAAGCAUUAUUGCGUUACCAUAUAUAACCGAGGAAAUCAAUGUGGCUAGCGGUACACAACAAUCUACUGCAACAAAUCAAAAAGACUUUUUAAUGAGUGGUGAUAAUACUAAUGGAUUUAUGGAUACAACUAACAAUUUAUCGCUGAAUCCGAGGCAAUUAAAAGUUUAUACAGUAAUAAAGAGGUGCCAGGAUGAGGCAGGUUAUUCAGCAUUAGAUAUACAAAAGAUACUUCCAGAGAAAAUGCCAUUAUCAGAAAUAGAAAAAAUUCUUUCAUUUUUCAUCGAAGAGGGACAUAUUUUCUCAACCAUUGAUGAGAAUCAUUACAAAGUCACUGAUUUCGGAAGUUAACUGUUCAGUUUUAAGGUUUAUUUAAAAAAAAUUGGAAACUGGAAUAAGUUAUUAUUUAAGCACAAUAAUUUUAAUGUACAAUGUCACUAAUACAGUAAAGUUUUAUUACUAAAAAUAA